Molecule: messenger RNA, 5230 nt
Organism: Morone saxatilis (striped sea-bass)
Lineage: Eukaryota; Metazoa; Chordata; Actinopteri; Moronidae
Gene: ppp1r3db
Product: protein phosphatase 1, regulatory subunit 3Db
Exons: 2
Coding region: 345-1226 (293 amino acids)
Biological process (GO): regulation of glycogen biosynthetic process
Cellular component (GO): protein phosphatase type 1 complex
Molecular function (GO): glycogen binding; protein phosphatase 1 binding
Source: RefSeq, a predicted model, not a curated record
CAAGGGUGGGAGCAAUAGAUUACAGUUCCUCAGAGCUGGUUGUCGUGCAGUCACUGAUGGCUUCGUUGGCUGGUUGUGUUGUUUAUUAAGUCUUCUUACGAAAUCAUCUGCUGUGGGUGGCUUGCAAUACCUUCAUUAUUUUUUGCUCAAGAUGUUGUGUUUGGUUUCCUGUGGAGCGUUACUGGCAUCUGCUGGCAGAGGCAGGCUCUUAUCUGUCAUCUGGUGGCAGUUGGGCUCACGGCAACUUUGCUUGCAGCCAGUGAACACAAGGUCAGUGCAAGAGGCCAGUUCAGCAACAGAACACAACACGUCUCUGCAGUAAAGGUGUGCUUAUUGUGACAAACAUGGCGAACAAGGAGAAGAGCGGGCCCCGGCCUCAGUUCAUCAGUGGCUCCAGUAGUGUAUCCACCACCAUCCGUCUUCGGGACCUUUAUGAUCCCAAGCCUCAACCUCCCAAAGCCCCAGUCCGGAUCCGCCCUCCAGGUCCGAGAGCUCCGUCAGCAAAGGAACUCAAUUUAAAGCACAGCUCUCCCAGUGAUCCUCCAACCAAGACAAUCAUGAGGAAACGAGCUCAUUCUCUUCCUUCAUCUGCAGAGAGUAAAAAGGAGCUCAGGAGCCUGCAGGUGCGCUUUGUGGACUCACUGGGCCUCGAGUUAGAGGAAGUUAAAGUCUUCAAAGUUCAGGAGCGCCCCCUGAUACCCCAACAUGUUAUGUUCAGACUACUGAUGAGCUCUGAACUGGCUUUUGGGAAAUCAUUGGAGCUGUCCCUGCCUUACUUCAAACCUUGUUUCCCUGAGAAUAUGGGAGCUCAGCCAGACUUCCUGAAGCGUCUCUACACUCAGAGCAUGUGUCUGCAGCAGGUCUUGUGUUCAGAGCAGGGGAUAACAGGCACUAUACAAGUACUCAACUUAGCUUAUGAGAAAGAGGUCACAGUGCACUACUCUUUCACAAACUGGAGAACACUCACAGAAACAACAGCAUCCUGGGUAUCAAGUGGGUACCGUGGGGAGUGCGACGCUCCAGAGACAGAUAUCUUCAGAUUUCGUCUGCCUGUGCCGCCCUUCAUUUUGCAACCAGGGGCCAUUUUAGAAUUUGCCAUCUGCUACCGCGUAAAAGGAUCUAAUUAUUGGGACAACAACAAUGGACACAAUUACAAACUGUCAUGCCACAGCUACAAGGUGACUGUGCCGAGGGAGUGUGAGGACAGCAUGCUGCAUUUCACCUGAGUGUCCACACAGGGGAGCUGGAACACCUGCACACAGAUAUGGGUGACAGGCAAAAAAGUACCACCUAAACUACCCAUAAUUCCCUUUGCUUAUUAUAGUCAGAGGUGGAAUGUAACUAAAUACAUUUACUUAAGUACUUGCUAGUACAGUUUUGAGGUACUAGCAAGCAACUGCCACUUUGUAAAUAUUGUACUUUUUAUUCCACUACAUUUAUCUGACAGCUGCAGCUAUCUUUCAGAAUUAAAGUUUACAUGCAAAAUAAACGAUUAGUUGGAAACUUUGUAGAAUCAUCCCAACAAUCUAUAAAGUAGUUAAAAUUAACCCUGCUGCAACCAGCCACAUUAGAAUGCUGCUUGUAUGUUAAUGUACAUUAUCUGAUACUAAUACUUUACUUACUGCACUUACUUAAGUAAUAUUUUGGAUGCAGGAGUUUUAAUGAAGUAUUACAAUAUCGUUAUUUUUACUUAAAUAAAGGAUCUCAACACUCGCUCCACCUCAGAUUAGAAGAUGUUCUAACCAGGGAGACCUCAAAUUUAACACUAGAGAAAUACUAAAAUGGUCAAAGGAGGUCAAGAUUUUAGUUUAAAAAGGUAAAAUCAGUUAAUGAAUACUGCUUCCUUGAGUGAUCUAACAGAUAAUCUGAGAAAAAAAACGGUUCCUCUGGCUCCUCCUUGUGCUCCUAAUGGCAUUUGCAAAAAUCCAACGGGCCUGAACAAAAACAACCAAUCAGAGCCGAGAAAGAUAGUUGAUUGUUGGGUCUCAUUCUCAGGUGAUCAAAUGCCAACACCACCUCAUGUGCUACUGUCAGCAUAUAAAGUUUCAGCAAAUGUUACAAAAAGCCAUUUUUCUAAAGGUUACCUACUGUAACAGCCAUCAGUUUAGUAUGGCGUAAGCUCCAAAAACGCAGGAUCCUGCAUUUCGAAUAAUGCAACUUAAUAGCACACCACUACCCACGCUUCCAGUUUAAAAUGAUGGCUUUCUGUUGAAAAUUGGAAUUCUCAAGCCGGAGUCGAAACAACCCAGAUGACAUCCCCUCAGUACGAGUAAGCUAAACUUCAUAUGUAAAACGGGUGCAGUGGCCCUUUAAAAUAUUCCAGUCUGAGUCAUGGAAGGAUUCCUGUGUUCCUGCUGGACUUUUAUUUAGAUUAAAUCCCGGCCACCUCUGUACAGAUCUACAAAAGAAUUUGCCCACUGUGCACGUCAGCAAAGUCUGGUGACCCAAUUUAAUGACUGACAGUCUGAGUUAUUGUUGUAUCUUAACACAGAAUUUGCACAAGGUGACAAAUCCAUAUUCUUUGCUGAUUUCACACAGAAAGAGAGCACUUAAUGAGCUGCUGGCAACCCGAGCAGCGUGUUUGCUGUUACUCUGCACUUUCUGCCACAAUCAAGGGGGCUUGACCUCAUUCUUUUGGAGCUUGUUUUGUUUUUAGAGGAAGAUUACCGGGAGCAAUGCUAGCUCCUCUGUUGCACUGUGAUCCCUUAGUUAUCCCCGACAGCACUGACCUUUCACCAAAAAGUUUCCACUGAUAUGAGAGGCCAGAUUCCAGAGAACUUCCUGGCAGGCUGCAACGUUUGGCUCAUAGGUGGGCGUUCUUCCAUCUGCAUUAGUCACUGCAGCUGUAUUGCAAGCUUUAAACAUGAUAGCAGAUAUCUGAACAUUAAACACAUUAUGGAGCAUGUCAAGCCCUAAUCCAUAAUUAAUCAAUGAGAGAAAAAUAAAAUGUUGUUAAUUAAAGACACAGUCUGUCAUCCAAAUGUGAACAAAAAGUUAGCCCUCCCACCAAAAAUAGAAACAACUGUUAUGACCCUUAAACUGAGUGACAGGACUUAAAUAUAACUAAAUUCAAUUUUUUUGAAUGAUCUGUUACACAAGCCCAUACAGUAUUGUCAGUUAUGAUCUCUUGAGAAACAAAAAACAAUAGAUUAAAAGUAGAUUCAAGUAAAUCUCCAAGUGCCGUAAAGUAUAUAUGUGCCUAAUAUUUUAGUUUUGGGUGAAAAUACAGUUUGGGGAUUUCCUGUGAUUGUGUAAAACUGUACAUGCACAUGAGUGAUUGAACUGCAACUCUGCAACAACACCAAACGCUAAAUCCCUCUCUCCAGGAACGCUGAGAGGUUUGUGUGUAAUUUGAAGCGGUCAGACGUUGCAGUUGACAGACACUAGAUGGCAUCAUUGCUCAAAUCUAAGACCCUACAAUGUAAAGCAAUGUUUGAUUUUUGUCUCCAGUGGUGGAAAUAUUCAGAACUUACACUCAAGUGAAAGUAGCUACACAACAAUGUAAAAAUACUCUAUUACAAGCAGGGACGGAUCUAGAGGAAAAAUGCCUGGCUACCUGAGGUUGGUGUCAAAUGCUGUCAAAUUUGACACAUUAACUUAGAUUAAUUGUAUACAUGGUAAAGCGUGGAAAUGAACUUAAUGAUCUGUUAUGGACAUUUUUUAGACUAAUUUCAAUGAAAAAAGACUUAAUAAAAAAAUAAAACAAUUUACUGAUUUCUAAUGCCACCUUUAGGUAUUUCUAUUGAAUCCUUUACUAAUGUGCCACAAUCAUGUAAUGUUUUUGAGUUCAAAUAUUGUAAUUUAGGGGCUUUUCCAAGCAAAUAUUGAUUAAUGUGAUUGUUUGUGAUUAAAUUAGCAUUUAUUUCUGCUCCCUUGAAGUCUCUACAAACUACAUGAAUACUUCUCCAGAUCUGCCCCUGAUUACAAGUAACAGUGUUGCAUUCAACACAAUAGCCCGUCAGAGAUAUAAAGAUCAUCAGAUUAUUAUUACUGAUGCAUAAACAUGUAUAUUUUUGAAUAUUGUUGGUGGUUGAGGUAGAGCUAAGUUUCUGUUGGGCAGUUUAAUCUGUAACAAUGCAUAUUUUGUAAAAUGAUGACUCAAAAAUAAAAUCUUAACCUGCAAAGUACCAUAACAAUAGGUGUCAGAUAGAAGUUGGAAGUAUCUUAAGUGCAAACACUCCAGUGAAGUACCUCAAAUGUGUAAAAUAUAGCACUUGAGCAAAUGUACUUUUGAACAUCCCACUGCUGUUUGUUGCUAACUUCGCACUAUUUGAGAUCCAUGCAACAUAAAUGUGUUUUGUUUUCACAAAUCCUAUGAAUGCACAUUUUACAUAUCAGUCUUUUUGUUGAGCUUUUCUUAAUUAACCACUAAACUAUAGUAAAACAGCAGUCACAGCUUCCCUCUGUUAUGAUAAUAAACUGCUGUACUGUAUAUUGGUUGUGGAUUGAGUGAUGAGCUGGUUCACCCUCAUUAUCCCAUCACUGAUUCCUGAGAGCGUUCUUACAGAACUCCAUCUGCCUUUAGAAACUUUUUCAAACAAACAAUCUAUUUAGAAAAGUAACACAACAUUCUGUAAUCGCACUCCCCGAAGAGCUGUGCACUGUCCUCAGAGCUCUCGGAGGGCACCCAUAACCUGGCAACCCUUUCUUGUUGUGUCUUACACUUUGCCUCUGUAGCUUGUUUGUAAUUACUGCAUUCACAGACGAUGACUUAUUCCACUGUAGCAGUCACUGUGAGGCGUGGUGGAUAAAGGCAUGAACAUAGCAGUAAACUACAAGAAUGGCCUUUGUGCUGCCAGGCUUUAGCGUGCCCUCUCUACUUGUUUCUCCUAAACCUUUUACAGUUGCACCAGAAACAAAAACAAACAUCCCCUCUGUUCUCCGGGGCUGCCUGCGUUUCAUUGCUCUCAUUGUUUGUGUGGAUGGAUGUUCUUCACUAACAGUCUUAGCUGUCAUGCCAGCGUGUUGCUGGGGCACACAUCCAUGCAGCCUCGCAGCGCUCUGCCUUUAUUUGGGGCUGUCAUCUUGUGCUUAUUGCCGGUAGUUAUAUAAGAAGCCACCAUAUUAGGAGCCAACAUGAUGCUCAGUAGUGACGUUUACUCCAGGGACUCGCUGGAAUUGAAAUGUAACAACUGAUGCUUCAUUUUGGGUGCCAGUGAUUAUGAGUUGCAUCAUUAAAACACCAUUAUGGCCUGUGUGUUUUGGAAUAAAAGAACUGUGUCGCUUGUAA